AUGUUAUACACCGCGCUCGAAGGGGAACGACGAUUUCAUCAGCCAAUACAACACAAGCAUACAGCGGUAGGCACUAGAAACAGACAAUUUAUUGCCCACAAUAGUACGACCGCCACAGCGGGGAGGACACACAAACAAUUAUUGCUCUUUCGUGGAAAUCCAUUCUUUUUAUACCACUUUUUCGGUCGCUGGGAAUAUGCAAAUUUGCACGCGAAGUCGUGGCACCUAUCCAAAGAGCUUUGUGUGGGACAAGCUACUGGCCAGUAUGUAGGUAAUAGCGCUCUCAGUGAGUCCAAGGAGGAUUCCGAACACUCCCAAAUACACCGCAUGCCAAACUGCUGAAACGGCCCGGUGAGUGGAUUCACAAUUCGCAAAAAAAAGGGGCGGAAAAACUUUUUGUCGGGGAAGAAAUGGGGAGUUUUUGGGGCGAGAGAGUACGUUUUGCGCGGCUUUUCUCUGUCUUCUUUGUGAAAUGAAGACGAAGUGUAAAAAACCGAUAGCGAAGAGUCUAUUCCGAUCACCGGACUCCUCAGUUUGACGUGCAUCGCCUUAGGGCUCCACAGUUUAAAGUGCCUCGUUCUCUGACUAAAAAAAAAUCUUUUCGUUUGUGAAGAAUUUUUUUCUUCACAAGGAGUAUAUCACUCGUUGUGUACCUUUGUUUUCAAGACAGAGCGUAAAAUUCUGGUUUUCUCUGUUUAGACUCUAUUUGGUCCUUAUUGCUGUUUGGGACCGAGAAUAUUACCUUCUCGCAGCGCCUGCGGCAUGCCUAUUGGCCAAUGCUAUAUUCUACGUUGGUUUCUGUGUUAAAUGGCGAUUUUUUUGUGUUCCCAUUUUCGUUGUUGAGGUAAGGACGUUUACAGAACGCCAACUUGCCGUUUCAUUAUUUAAUUUUUUUACUGGAUCCUUUCAGCUCGUCACAACGCCUUUUUAUUUCUACCUAUUCUUCCACUACAUGCCGAUGGCAUUUAACGUCGAUUACGACACCGAAUACUACAAGACGUUUCACAUCGCCCACAUCGUUGCAGUUUUUGUCUCGCUUGUGGUUGGAUUCGCAAAACUCUCUACGUUUCCGAUCAUCUACCAUGCGUUUCGAAUGCUGCCUUACCCUGACAAGCACAAAAUGGGAAAUGAUAUGGCUGAGGCGGCACUUGUUGCUGUCGUAUUUUUUGCCGUUUUGCUGUUUGCAAUGGCCACAGGCAAAGGCCAAGUAAUUAACUUGUGCCAACCUUGUCCUUGCUGCAAGGGGGAUGUAGAAGAUCAGCCGGAAAGGAGGGAUAUUUCAACAAUCACCUGA
Molecule: messenger RNA, 1294 nt
Organism: Bursaphelenchus xylophilus (pine wood nematode)
Lineage: Eukaryota; Metazoa; Nematoda; Chromadorea; Rhabditida; Aphelenchoididae
Source: the annotation of a GenBank genome assembly